GCGCCCUCUGUGAGGCGGCGGCGGACGCGCGGCGGCGGCGGGCAUCCAUGUCGGCGGGCAGGGAUUAGCGCGGCGGACACCGAGCCGAGCGGAGGGGGCGGCCGGCCCGUCGCCCCCUUCCCGCGGGGUCUCCGGCUGGGGAGAGCCGUACCCGGCCGGCGGGGGCGGGUGGACAUGGCUGACCGGAGCGCGCCGAGCUGCCACCUGCGGCUGGAGUGGGUCUACGGCUACCGGGGUCACCAGUGCCGCAACAACCUCUAUUACACGGCGGCCAAGGAGAUCGUCUACUUCGUGGCGGGGGUCGGCGUGGUCUACAGCCCCCGGGAGCACCGGCAGAAAUUCUACCUGGGGCACCAGGACGACAUCAUCAGCCUUGCUUUGCACCCUGAACGUGUGUUGGUGGCAACAGGUCAAGUUGGAAAAGAACCGUACAUCUGCGUGUGGGAUUCAUACACUGUGCAAACUGUGUCUGUUCUGAAAGACGUUCACACACAUGGUAUAGCUUGCUUGGCUUUUGAUUUAGAUGGUCAGCGUUUGGUAUCAGUUGGUUUGGAUUCAAAAAACACAGUUUGUGUAUGGGACUGGAGAAAAGGAAAAUUGUUGUCAAUGGCUCCUGGUCAUACAGACAGAAUAUUUGAUAUUUCUUGGGAUUUAUACCAGCCAAACAAGCUCGUCAGCUGUGGUGUAAAACACAUCAAGUUCUGGAGUUUGUGUGGCAAUUCAUUGACACCAAAACGUGGUGUUUUUGGCAAAACCGGUGAUCUCCAGACUAUAUUGUGCCUUGCCUGUGCAAGGGAUGAAGUGACAUAUUCUGGUGCAUUGAAUGGAGAUAUCUAUGUAUGGAAAGGAAUCAACCUUGUACGGACAAUACAGGGAGCACAUGCUGCAGGAAUUUUCAGCAUGAAUGCAUGUGAAGAGGGUUUUGCCACUGGUGGCAGGGAUGGCUGUGUUCGCUUGUGGGACUUAAAUUUUAAACCAAUUACUGUGAUUGAUCUCAGGGAAACAGACCAGGGAUAUAAAGGUCUGUCUGUAAGAAGUGUUUGCUGGAGAGGAGACCAUAUACUCGUCGGGACACAAGAUAGUGAAAUUUUUGAAAUUGUGGUGCAUGAGCGUAAUAAGCCUUUCCUGAUAAUGCAGGGACACUGUGAAGGAGAGCUGUGGGCUUUGGCUGUCCAUCCUACAAAACCCCUGGCAAUGACUGGAAGUGAUGAUCGAUCAGUCAGAAUUUGGAGUUUAAUAGACCAUGCUCUGAUUGCCCGGUGCAACAUGGAGGAACCCAUUCGCUGUGCCGCAGUCAGUACUGAUGGAAUCCAUCUCGCUCUUGGUAUGAAGGAUGGCUCUUUCACUGUGCUGCGAGUCAGAGAUAUGACUGAGGUUGUUCAUAUCAAAGACAGGAAAGAAGCUAUUCAUGAACUCAAAUAUUCUCCAGAUGGGAAUUUCCUAGCUGUUGGUUCCAAUGACAGCUCUGUGGAUAUAUAUGGUGUUGUUCAACGAUACAAGAAAGUUGGGGAAUGUAUUGGAUCUUUAAGUUUCAUUACGCAUAUGGAUUGGUCUUCAGACAGUAAAUACUUACAGACCAAUGAUGGCAAUGGAAAGAGACUUUUUUACAGAAUGCCAAGUGGAAAAGAAGUAACAAACAAGGAGGAAUUAAAAGGCAUUCAGUGGGCAUCAUGGACCUGUGUUUCUGGCCUAGAAGUUAAUGGAAUCUGGCCCAAAUAUUCAGAUAUAAAUGAUAUAAAUUCCGUGGAUGCAAACUUUAUUGGGCAAGUUAUGGUUACAGCUGAUGAUUAUGGAAUAGUAAAGCUCUUUCGAUACCCAUGUCUAAGAAAAGGAGCAAAGUUUAAAAAAUAUCUCGGUCAUUCUGCUCACGUGACAAAUGUCAGAUGGUCCCAUGAUCACCAGUGGGUUGUUUCCAUUGGGGGAGCUGAUCACUCUGUCUUUCAGUGGAAGUUUGUACCUGACCGGAAGCUGAAGGAUUCUCUUCAUAUAGCACCCCAAGAGAGUCUGGUUGACUCCAAUAGUGAUGAAUCAGAUUCAGAUCAGUCUGAUGUUCCAGAGCUGGACUCUGAAAUUGAACAAGAGACCCAGAUCACCUAUCGUCGCCAGGUUUACAAAGAAGAUCUACCUCAACUUAAAGAGCAAUGCAAAGAAAAAAGAAAAAGUGCAGCUUCUAAGAGACGUGAGCGAGCUCCAGGGAACAGUAUAAGACUCCAUUUUGUUCAUGGUUACAGAGGUUACGACUGCCGAAGCAAUUUAUUUUACACUCAGACGGGUGAAAUCGUAUACCAUGUGGCAGCAGUGGGAGUGGUGUACAACCGACAGCAGAACACACAGCGCUUUUAUCUGGGUCACGACGAUGACAUUCUUUGCCUUGCUAUUCAUCCCUUAAAGGACUAUGUGGCAACGGGCCAGGUUGGUCGAGAUUCCUCAAUACACAUUUGGGAUACAGAAACAAUAAAACCACUCUCAGUAUUAAAGGGCUAUCACCAGUACGGUGUUUGUGCUGUUGAUUUUUCAGCGGAUGGGAAACGAUUGGCUUCUGUUGGAAUAGAUGACAAUCACACUAUUGUACUCUGGGACUGGAAGAAAGGAGAAAAGCUUUCUGCAGUAAGGGGAAGCAAAGAUAAGAUUUUUGUUGUUAAGAUUAAUCCUUACAUGUCUGAUAAAUUGAUUACAGUCGGAAUUAAACACAUGAAAUUCUGGCGUAGAGCAGGUGGAGGACUAAUUGGGAGAAAGGGCUGCAUAGGUGCAUUGGGAAGAACUGAUACAAUGAUGUGUGCAGUAUAUGGCUGGACUGAAGAGAUGGCGUUCUCUGGAACUUCCACGGGGGAUGUGUGUAUUUGGAGAGAUGUGUUUCUCAUAAAAACUGUCAAAGCACAUGAUGGUCCUGUGUUCAGCAUGCACGCAUUGGAAAAAGGAUUUGUCACUGGAGGAAAGGAUGGGGUAGUAGCUCUCUGGGAUGAUACUUUUGAACGUUGUCUCAAAACCUAUGCCAUCAAAAGGGCUGCUUUGGCCCCUGGGUCUAAAGGUCUCCUCUUAGAAGAUAAUCCUUCUAUACGUGCCAUAUCAUUAGGACAUGGUCAUAUUUUAGUGGGCACAAAGAAUGGUGAAAUAUUGGAGGUGGAUAAAAGUGGACCAAUAACUCUGCUGGUUCAGGGUCACAUGGAGGGGGAAGUUUGGGGUCUAGCUACUCAUCCUCAUUUACCUAUUUGUGCCACUGUAAGUGAUGACAAAACCUUAAGAAUAUGGGAUUUAUCUCCUAGCCAUUGUAUGUUAGCUGUUCGCAAAUUGAAAAAGGGAGGCAGAUGUUGCUGCUUUUCUCCUGAUGGAAAAGCAUUAGCCGUUGGUCUCAAUGAUGGAAGUUUUUUGAUAGUUAAUGCAGAUACCCUGGAGGAUCUAGUCUCUUUCCAGCACAGAAAAGAUGUUAUUUCAGAGAUCCGAUUUUCUCCUGGGGCUGGAAAGUACUUGGCUGUGGCAUCCUGUGACAACUUUGUAGAUAUUUACAAUGUAAUGAGUAGUAAACGAGUAGGAAUCUGCAAGGGAGCAUCCAGCUAUAUCACGCACAUGGACUGGGAUAUAAGAGGGAAACUCUUGCAGGUCAACACUGGUGCUAAAGAGCAGUUGUUUUUUGAAGCCCCUCGUGGGAAAAAACAGACAAUUCCUACUUUGGAGGUAGAAAAGAUUGGCUGGGCAUCAUGGACAAGCGUUUUGGGCUCUUGCUGUGAAGGAAUUUGGCCAAUAAUUGGUGAAGUCACAGAUGUAACUGCUUCAUGCCUCACUAGUGAUAGUAAAGUAUUAGCCACAGGAGAUGAUUUUGGGUUUGUGAAACUGUUCCGAUACCCUGCUAAAGGAAAGUUUGGAAAAUUUAAGAGGUAUGUUGCUCACAGUACCCAUGUAACAAAUGUCCGUUGGACCUACGACGACAGUUUGUUGGUCACUGUUGGAGGAGCAGACACCUCUUUAAUGCUGUGGACUUAUGAGAUGGAAGGACAUCGGGAUAGCAGACAGUGUGACAGUGAAGAGUCUGAUCUAGAUUCUGAAGAAGAUGGAGGUUAUGACAGUGAUGUAACAAGGGAAAAUGAAAUUAAUUACACCAUCAAAGCCUUAUCAACAAACAUUAGACCAAUGUUUGGAAUUAAGCCUCAUCUGCAACAAAAGGAGCCAACCUUAGAUGAAAGGCAGGGGGUAGUAAGAGGUUCCAGACCACCAGUUAGUAGGGCAUUGCCACAGCCAGAGAAGCUUCAGACAAAUAACGUGGGGAAAAAAAAGAGACCUAUAGAGGACCUAAUUUUGGAGCUGGUGUUUGGGUAUCGAGGCAAGGACUGCAGAAACAAUGUGCACUAUUUGAAUGAUGGUGCUGAUGUAAUAUAUCAUACCGCGUCUGUUGGCAUCUUGUACAAUGUGGCAACAGGCUCUCAGUCUUUUUACCAGGAACACAAUGAUGAUAUUUUGUGCCUCACUGUUAAUCAGCACCCCAAGUUUACCAACAUAGUGGCAACUGGCCAAGUAGGAGACUCAGCAGAUAUGUCAGCUACAGCUCCUUCUAUCCAUGUGUGGGAUGCAAUGAACAAGCAGACACUGUCAGUGCUGCGGUGCUACCAUUCAAAGGGCGUUUGCUCCGUCAGUUUCAGUGCCACUGGCAAACUGCUACUGUCCGUAGGGCUGGAUCCUGAGCAUACCAUUACCAUUUGGAAGUGGCAGGAAGGUGCCAAAAUUGCCAGCCGAGCUGGACAUAACCAGCGUAUAUUUGUAGCAGAAUUCAGACCAGAUUCAGAUACCCAGUUUGUUUCUGUGGGAGUAAAACAUGUGAGGUUCUGGACACUGGCUGGAAGAGCUCUUCUCAGUAAAAAAGGGCUGCUGAGCUCCAUAGAAGAUGCCCGCAUGCAGACGAUGCUAUCUGUAGCUUUUGGAGCGAAUAACUUGACAUUUACAGGUACUAUCAGUGGAGAUGUUUGUGUUUGGAAAGAUCAUGUGUUGGUACGAAUUGUGGCCAAAGCUCACAAUGGACCUGUUUUCACAAUGUACACCACAUUAAGAGAUGGUUUGAUUGUUACAGGAGGCAAAGAAAGGCCCUCAAAGGAAGGUGGAGCAGUUAAGCUAUGGGAUCAAGAGCUAAAAAGAUGUCGUGCCUUCAGACUAGAGACAGGACAAAUGACAGACUGUGUUCGCUCUGUUUGUAGAGGCAAGGGGAAAAUUCUCGUUGGGACAAGAAAUGCUGAAAUAAUUGAAGUUGGAGAGAAAAAUGCUGCAUGUAACAUUCUAAUUAAUGGUCAUAUGGAUGGACCAAUCUGGGGCCUAGCCACGCAUCCAUCCAGAGAUUUUUUCCUUUCUGCUGCAGAAGAUGGCACAGUAAGACUCUGGGAUAUUGUUGAAAAGAAGAUGCUAAACAAAGUCAGCUUAGGACAUGCAGCUCGUACUGUUUGUUACAGCCCAGAAGGUGAUAUGGUAGCUAUUGGCAUGAAAAAUGGAGAAUUUAUUAUCUUACUUGUGACCUCUCUAAAAAUUUGGGGGAAAAAAAGAGACAGAAGAUCAGCGAUUCAAGAUAUCAGGUUUAGCCCAGAUUCUCGAUACUUAGCAGUCGGUUCCAGUGAGAAUGCAGUGGAUUUUUAUGAUCUGACUUUGGGUCCCACACUAAAUCGAAUCAGCUAUUGCAAAGAUAUCCCAAGUUUUGUGAUCCAGAUGGACUUCUCUGCCGAUAGCUCUUAUCUCCAGGUCUCUACGGGGUCUUACAAAAGGCAAGUGUAUGAAGUGCCUUCAGGAAAACAGCUUGUGGACCAAGCUGUGAUUGACAGAAUAACAUGGGCUACUUGGACAAGUGUUCUAGGGGAUGAAGUAAUUGGAAUCUGGUCCAGGCAUGCUGAAAAAGCUGAUGUAAACUGUGCUUGUGUCUCUCACUCGGGAAUCAAUCUUGUAACAGGCGAUGAUUUUGGCAUGGUCAAACUGUUUGACUUUCCAUGUCCUGAAAAAUUUGCAAAACACAAACGAUUUUUAGGUCACUCUGCCCACUUAACUAAUAUUCGAUUUACAAGUGGAGAUAGAUACGUGGUCAGUGCCGGAGGGGACGACUGCAGCUUAUUUGUUUGGAAAUGUGUGCAUAUGCCUCAUUGAGAGAGACAUGGAGACCUGCAAGAGGACACUGCAUGAAGUACCAGGCAUGAAAUACCCAGGAUUGCAAUGUGACGUUCUACUGUGCCCUGCAUGUGUAAGAAAUGGUGCUGCCCCAAGACACAGAGCACUCUGUCUCUGAAAGACAGGUACCUAGAGUCUGCCAGAAGGAUGGACUGUCACAGAUAUGCUGAGGCUGCUAGAUUUGCUUCAGUAUCAGAUAAUCUGGGUUUGUAUUCCACUCACUGCCAGAUGUUGAAAAUGGAAUAUGUGGAUAAAAGGAAAAAGUGAAUUGUUAAUCAAUGUACAGUAUCACAGCAAGUUCCUGGGGUUUUAAUUAAGUGAUGCUAUUUCUGACCUAGUGCUGUACAUUGAUCUAUUUUCAGCAUGAAUGUUUUUCCUUUAAGUUUUAAGGUCCAAAUAGCAUAGAUAAAAAGAGUAUUCCAUAUUUUAUUACUGAAAGAGACAAUAUAUCAACUCUCAAAUAAAUAGUAUUUUAAUAAAUGUUUAUUAUAAUGGAAAUUAUAUUUCUAUGGCUGGUCAAAAGGAAACAUCAUCUGGUGAAGCAGAAAAUAACAGAGCUGAUUCCUUAGGACUGAAAUAUUUCUGUAUUUAGAGGCCUGGGUCACAGUCGUGUCUGGUGAAAGCCGUUGGAUAUGCAUGAUCUUCAUGGCUAAUUUAGUGUUUUUGUUGCACUUAAACAUUAAAUUAGUUCUGUGAGCAAAAAUAGAUUUGCUCACUUUGCGAGUGCCUUUCCCACUACCUAAAAGUCUAACUCCAGUUUUUGCCUUGUGAAUAAAAGUAUUCUCAGUGGAAGAGAGAUUAUUGCUGUGUUACUUGACUGGGCUGUUAGCCUCCAUACUGGAAAUGAGGACUAGGGUGAGGAUUUUGUAGUCUUCUUAAUCAAUAAAGCUUCGGAUGUCACCAGUGGCAAAAAUAGAAUUUCAUAGCAAUAUGAAUUCAUUUUAUUUUCUCAGCAUCAUAAGGGAGAUUCAGAGAGAAUAUAAACUUUCCAAGCAUUAUAUUUUGUACAUUUGAUCUUUUUAACAGAGUUAGGACUAUCUGGGAGAGGUCUCUACUCAGAUUUCUCUUCUGAUUGUAAAAAAUGUCCAAUCAUAUGCUUCUUUAAAUGGGCCUGCUGUCAUCUCUAGCAUUUAUUCUAUCCUGUAACAUAACUGAGACUUUAAGUUGGAAAAACAUUUCAGUGAUAAAAAAAACUGAACAAAGCUAUGUUUUGGGUACAAGUGAGGAAGAUUUCAUCAGCUGUUUGUCUAAAUCAUGUCACAAAGAUGCAUUACAGACAGUUAAUUUUCAUGCAACAUACCAGAGAACAAAGUCACUAAUUAUCAGCACUGCUCUCAUCAUGGCAUUCUGCUGUGAACGUAAAGCUCUCUUUCUCUGUGUAAGCCAGCAUUGCUUUGGCAGUGGCACUUGUUUAGGUCUGUCAGUAGGCUUUGGUAUUAUUCAUCUCUUGCAAUUUUUUGUGCCAGAUACAAGUAAAAAAGAAACAAACCUCAUCUCUUCUUCUGAGCAUCUUGUGUGCAUGGUGGUUACAGAGAGAAUGGGAGGGCUUGCAGGUAGAAAAGAAGGAAAAAAGUUACUGAGCCAAACCUCUGUGCUCUCCUACAUCCCAAAAGGCUUGUUAUGUUCUAUACAAAGUUAGUUACCCAACUGUUUUAGGUAAUAUAUUUUAUAUAUCAAGAUAUAACAAAUAUUUAUUUUAAAGAAGUUUAUGAACUAAACAGUUAUCAGGUUUCUCAGCAUGAGAUGGUUCUUAGCAAAGUCUUGCCAGUCAUGCAGCUGCUAUUCUACAGGAGCAAACACUGUGUGGAUUUGGUCAUGAGUGUACAGGGAGAUCUUGCUGGUAACAUUUUUUACUUUACGGGAAUUAUGUAUGAGAAUUGAGAUUAGACCUAAUCUAUCUCAUAACCUUGUUUCCUGCCUGCCUGUUUUAUAUGAAAAUUAGUCUCUGGCAUUUAAAUCUUAUCUAUACCAGAGGAAUAGGUUGCAGUGUGCUAUUCUAUGGCUGUGAUUCUGUCCCUUAUUAAACGCGUCUCUGCAGGACUUCUUGACUUGAAGUAAGAUUUAUCCUGCCUCUAUUUUAAAGUUGCCUUGGAUCAUAAUGGAUGACUGUUAAGAGCUCCUUCAUAGUCUGUCCUACUCAGACUGCCAGAUCAAAGUCCGUAUUUUUCUGUCUCUGAGUUUUCCCCUCAAAAUCCUACACUUAAUGAGCUCUUCCACAGGCCUUCACCCAAAGAAGGAGGUAUGUGGAUCAAGAAGGUUUGUUUCUGAGAUCCCCGUCACUGGUCCUCUUUUCUCCCUCCCCCUACCCUCUUCAUUAAUGCUGUGCCUGUGCACUGAUAAUUUGUCCAUUGGUGCUUUUGCCCUGAAGAAUCCCCAAGGCCACACCAGAGGUGAAAGACGAGCAAGAAUUGGGCAGGUGAAUUGCAGCAGGGCUGCCCUGGGAGCUGCAAGGCUGAUGGGGUGAGCCUCCAGAUCUUGUGCUUUUCCACUCUCUUCCAAACCUCACUGCUACUGUAAAGGGCUGGGAUGGGAGCUGGAAGCUGAGGAGCUCUUAAAAAACUAAACUACCAGCAUUGUUCCUCCUAUUGCAGCCCGUAUUGGUAGCUAGUAUUUUCCCUGGCAAAACCGCUCAGUGGUUUGCCAGGUAAAAUGGGAUCAGCCGGCUGGGAACGAUCACAAAUAUUGAGGAGAGGAGUGAGUAGAGCCUCAGUUGCAGUUUUCUUCCUGAGGACAGUUUGGAGCAUAUUUUGUAGGUGCUGAAGAGAAGAGCUGGCUAUAAGCAUGAUCAAAGUUGGCAGCUUUGUGGGUUUUUUUUGGUCUUCUUGUCUGUGAUGGUGCUUUGCUACUGUGCCUCAUUUGCUGUUUACAUUAAAUGCUACUGUAGUAACUCGCUCGUUGUUGCCACCUGUGCUUGAAGCGUGUGUAUGUGGGAACAGGCAGUGGGAGCUCAAGGCUGGCUGCUCCACAUAAAAGGCAGAGGAUGACAGAACCCUGAAGGAUAGGUCAGGGAAGAAGCUGGAAUGUGGAGGGAGUAGUGACAAAUGUUAAUUUGGAAGCAUCAGAGAGAACUGUGGGCAGGAGGGCUCUGCCUGAAGCUGAAGAAAACCUCUUCUGUGGUUAUACAACAUCAGGGAAGGGGAGGCGAAAGUUCUUUUAUAAUUAAAUCACUCAUAGUGGAUAAUUUUGUCCUGUAGCUUGUUUUUUUUGGUUAGCGGCAAACAUACAUCUUUGGGAUCUUUAGUCAUCAAUAUUGUUAGUAAUAAAAGAAAUUAACUAGAAAACUAAUUCAAUAAAAAUAAAAUGGCGUUUCACUUAAAAAAAUAAAUGUGCCCUUGAAAGCUGUAAGUGUACUUAAAAAAAAAAGAGAAAGAGGAAAAUCCAGCUCCUACGACCAAGCAAAAUUAAACACGUUUAGAACUGAAAGUUGCCAUAGUGCAGGAACUGAGGAAUAUAGUUGAAAAUUAGGUCAGAGAGAGCAAAUUAGCCAAAUAUGUCAAAUCAUUUAGACUUGAAAUCCUAAUUUAUUUUUUUUUAUUCUCAAGGAGGCAGUCGUCAUAUAUGACUUUCUGAUUUUGCUAGGGAAAGCAAGAGAUGGUGUAAAACUAAAAUAAGGAAAGGAUUUCAGAAAAUUAAGCCUAUUUUAUCACUUGUUGACAGCUGAAGGAAAGCACACAGUCAGAGCAACUUCUGACUUUGCUCUAUAUCGGUGUUUCAGUGUUAGCAAGAUUCACUGCAGCAUAACUGAACUUCAUGCAAGUCCAGGUUAAUGCUGACCUACCAUCAGAAAGCAGGCACACUGCAGAUGGGUUAUCUCAGUCUAGAAACUAGACUGAAAUAAAGGACUUCAAUACCAAGAGCAGGACUUUGAGAGCAUUCAGGAGUGGCGUAGUUUAAAACCAUGACCCACUUCUUUCAGCUGCUGCCUAAACCACUCCAGCCCCACUGUUUGCCAAGACACACAGUGCCCUUCAACAAGCCCUGAGCACCUGUCUGUGCAGCACCUCACCUGCUCUCUGGGUUGCACCAACAGUGCUCGAGUCUCCACAUGCACAUGGGGGUGACUCCAAAGCCGGGCACUGGAGUCCCGUGUUGGACUUGCUGUGCCUGGUGUAGUGGUGUGACAAGCAAAGGAUCUCGGCUUCAAAUGCAGUGCUUUAAAUGGGCAAGGUGACAUGUUCCCUAUCUCAUUGUCAGCGACAUGUGACAAGCCUUAAUCCUUUAAGAUUUUUCUAUUUUAAAUUCUGUUAGCGUAAGCUAUAGACAGAUGUUGUCUUGUCAGUGUUUUGGACACAGUGGAGCAUCCUGUAGACUCUACAGAAAGGGAAGUAAGACUGCAAGUCACAAAAUAAAUUGCCACAUCAGUGAUGUAAAUAUCCCUAGUCGUAUUGCAUAUGUAUGGUUUUUUUGUUCUCACUGGUUUUUUAUGCUUCCUUGCAAUCUGCUCUGUUGUCCUAAAUUUUUAGCACCAUUUGAUUUUUGCUCAUGUGGAUAGAUCCAUGUGCUUGCCAAAGCCUGCUGUCAUUCUUUAUACCAAUCACUGUGGUGUGGUUAGACCAAGCCCAUUUCUUUCACCAUCCUCAGCUUCGCUCUUUAAUUAACUUUGACUUCAGAUUUCAACUCUGCAUAUCUCAUUUUAGGGGGGAAAAAAAAGUAGUUUUAGGUGUAUAAUAUGCAUAAAAGCCACAAUAGGUUUCCUUGCCAAAAUAAUUUGUAACUAAGAAGUGCUAUGUGGGUUUUGUCCAGUCUACUUGACGCUAGAUGGGGUAAAUGCUUGCCAUCCCUUUCUCAGUUUACUAACAGCAAACCAGUCAUAACCUUGAUACCUUCACCUGUUUUGUUUUGGGUUUGGGUUUUUUUGUUUGUUUUUGUUUGUUUGUUUGUUUGUUCAGGUUUUUUUAUUGACUGUGAAACGAGCAAUCCAACCCAUUCAGUACUUCUUUGGAAAGAAGGAGGAAAAAAAGGAUAUCAUGGAACAUGUGUUCUCUUCCCCAUCCUCAGUUUAAAACAACAACAAAAAGUGUAAGCACAGUCACAAUAGGCAAUUCUUAUAAUUUCCAUGAUACUUAUAAUUUCUGCUUCUUUUUUGAAUUAUGGAACAUAAGGUGGAGGAAACAGUAACCGGAAACCAGAAAUUGUUUGAGAUGGAGAAAAGGCAAAUGAAAGGAAAGCAGAGGAAGGAGCACUCAUAAAUAGGGAAAGGCAAGACCAAAGAAUUGAUAUGGCUGGUGUUGGGUGGCAAACAUCUUGUUUCAAAUGGAAAAUAUUCAGUGGCUGCUUGGAAGUGCAAGGCCUGGAGAGCAGCAGACAGCUCAAGGAAAGGCUGCAGGCAACUUCGGUUGCUCUGUUUUUGGGAUGAUGCAGCCACUCGCAUUCAUUGCUCUCUCCACUCCCAUUCCUGUGGGACACCUGUUUAGUGCUGAGGUUCAGCAGCUAAUGCAGAUCACCCACAGUGGCAGUGGAUGCAUGUUGGAACAAAGUAAGUACUUAUAAAGAUAAAAGUGCUCUGUACUGAGAGCUCAGGCAAAAGAGUUUAAGGAUGUAUUUUAAAAUGCUACUCAUCUUUCCACCUAAACCAAACACUGAUUGUUUUAAUAGGCCUCUUCUGAAAUAUGUUCUUUAAACAAAAAAUAUUAAACCGAAGAAAUAUUAUACAGAAAACUCUUCAUAACCAAGCUGUAUCGAUUACUGCCUCUCUUAUUUCUUUCCCACUGAAACUUUAUUCACCAGUUCUUGGUUCUGUUCCCAGGCAUUCACAACACUUAAGAGGACAGACAUCAAAGCCAUGGGCUCUAUUACAUUUAACUCAAGAUGUGACAGAGAGAGGUAACUGCAGAGGGCAAUUCAGAUCAUAUAUGAGCUGAAUUUUCCUUUGGUGAUUCCUUGCCAUGGGCCUCCAUAUACGAAGUCAGGUGAAUGUAAUGUAGGCCUACAAAUAUAUCUGAGCAGAAAUAAGUCAGUAGAGUUAUUCUGGACCUUUACCAGUAGCAACUCUUCCUAAGAAGCACAAAAUCUGUGCAUGAAUAGCUGGAUUGAUUUUGGGAUGUGAGAGGCAGGAUAUUCUAUACUUGGUGUUUUUGGAUUUCUCUUCCAUAAGCCAAAAUACGAGUUUCCUGAGUUUCUGUUGCUGUUCAUGAGAUAACUCCAAGACCCUACAAAGUGAUUUUGCCCUUAGCAACACAUAUCUAUCUUGCUCAGUUUGGGCACAAUGUCAUGUGAGAGCUUAUUGAAAAACAACAAACAAAAAACCCACAAAAACAAAAACAAACAAAACAAACAAAAAAAAACCAAACACAAAAAACCCCACAAAAAAACCUCAAACAAAACAAAACCAACAAACUUCAAAUGUCUUUUGUGUUUAAAGAUAUCCCCCCAAUUAUUGUCAUGGUUGUUCCAGUGAUGUAAAGAUGUGUGUGAUUCACAUCAUUCUGCAUUUGUAAAAAUAAUGGGGGAAAAGACGAGGGCUUAAGGAAAAAGAUGUAGAUUAUUGAAACAGGCAUUGCAUUGGCAGGUUCUGAAGAAGGGCUGUAGGAGGGGGGUAUUUUAGUUUCAGUCUUCUGCAGGAUUAUAAGCCUUUAAAGAAAACAAAAAAAAAACCUUUUCAUGUAAUAUUCUCCAAUUAUUCAUCCAUUAGCUUUGGCUAUUACUACUCUUCUUUCUUCCCACAGAAGCCCUUAUCCCAACCCCCCCUGAGCUGCCAAAUAGAUAUUUUUCCCAGUGGAGUGGCUGAGAGAGGUCGGCUUUUACCACAGCUUUGCUUUUUCUCGGGUGCUUUGCAAUACAAAGCCAAUACCAAGCAUUAUGUUGCUGAAAAUUAAUUUUCUAUUAACUUAGUUGCAAAUUCUUGCGACUGGGGAGGAGGGGGGGAUCUUUCCAUGCAGUGGAGCUGGAAGUGGUACUGCUGUAAAUGCCACCAUUUUUUCAACCACCAGUUGCACCCAGGACAUGCUCUACAGUGUAUUCUUUGGGAAUCCAGUAAAUACCCUUUCUAAGGAAACACCAAGCAUGAACACAGGCACAAAUUGCAUGAAAUAAAAAUGGUUUCUUGUACUUUUGUGAAAUGUUGGUGCUGUUGGGUAGUACUUUACACAUUUCUGGUCUGUUUUUCCUUUACUUGCUACUGCGUACCAUGGUGUUGUGGUUUCGGGUGCGAAAUAGCUCGUUUGUUUGUUUGUUUUAAGAUGUAUCCGGUAAUUAUAAGCUUUGUUUCUCCUUUUUAGUUCAGUUAUGGGUAUAUGGCAUAGUAUAUUAAGCAAUGGAAAAGCUGCAUUACUGAUUUGUGAAGAAAGUAAAGGCAUUUUUAAUGUAAAA
Molecule: messenger RNA, 13437 nt
Organism: Chiroxiphia lanceolata (lance-tailed manakin)
Lineage: Eukaryota; Metazoa; Chordata; Aves; Passeriformes; Pipridae
Gene: EML5
Product: EMAP like 5
Exons: 44
Coding region: 175-6108 (1977 amino acids)
Molecular function (GO): microtubule binding
Source: RefSeq, a predicted model, not a curated record